CUGUUGUUGCUGGUGCACUACAUUCGUUAGAGAACAAAUUAAACGUAAUGUAUAAAAAUGCAUUAAAGGGUGGCAUUCGCACUGCAAAGCAAGCUUGGAAACUUAGAAAUGUUGUUGCCACUCAAAACCACAGCCAACUAAAAAGUUGUUCUGCAACCAAGCUACAGUUACUAAAAAACAAACCCUGUUGCCGCCGUAAAAAUAACAAUAGCCUCAGUCCCAACGCAGCCGCUAUUGCUGUCGCCACUCGGCCCCACUGCCAAUUAACUCGCUAUCGGUACUGUACGCUGAUCUCCCCCCAUUUAUGUUAUACGAUUCCUGCUGAUAAGCGUAUAAUCGUACGUACAGAGACGUGUCAUUUGAACACGCUACUAUCGUCGAAGCAGUUUGUGAAAGUGCAGAAGCAGUUUUAUCGUGACUACUCCUCUAUUUCACUCGGAGCACCCCUGAAGAGCACUGACGCAGCUCUGCUGGGCAAUCUUUGUGGCCAGUACAGCACUAUUCUAGCUCACACAUCGGCGGACGGAGCACCAGGCCAAUCAACAGCGCGUAUUCACAGCAGUUGUGCACAGUGUCAGCAACAGAAGCCGCAGCAACAGGAGUGCACUAAAAAAAUGUCUCGAGAACGAGAAUUCCAACGCUUGCCCACCAACGUGGUCCCAAAGCACUACGAACUGGAGUUGAAGCCUGAUCUCUCUGCAUUUACCUUUACUGGGAAAACGAUUGUGCAAGUCACCGUGAAGGAUAAAACAAAACAAAUCACAUUGAAUGCUCUAGAUAUCAAAAUCAAUAGUGCUGAGCUGCAGUAUGACUGUGAGAAGCUCAAGCCGGACCGCAUUACCUAUUCGGCGGACAAUGAGACAGCUACACUGGAAUUCGCCCAGGAUAUACCAACUGAUACAGAGGCUGUUCUAUAUAUGUCCUUUACCGGCGAACUUAACGACAAAAUGAAAGGUUUCUACCGCAGCAAAUACUUUACUGCAUCUGGCGAGGAGCGUUAUGCUGGGGUCACCCAAUUUGAAGCGACCGACGCGCGCCGUUGUUUUCCCUGCUGGGAUGAGCCUGCCAUUAAGGCCACCUUCGAUAUCACACUUGUUGUGCCCAAGGACCGUGUUGCUCUGUCAAACAUGCCAGUGCUAAAAGAAGAUUCAUUGCCAGGAGAAUUACGUCGAGUGCGGUUCGAUCGUACACCCAUUAUGUCCACUUAUCUGGUGGCUGUGGUCGUGGGAGAAUACGAUUUCGUUGAGGGCAAGUCUGAAGACGGCGUCGUAGUUCGUGUAUUCACACCAGUGGGCAAGAAGGAGCAAGGACUUUUUGCUCUGGAAGUCGCAACAAAAGUCCUACCAUAUUAUAAGAGCUACUUCAAUAUUGCAUAUCCACUGCCAAAGAUGGAUCUUAUUGCCAUUUCCGACUUUUCGGCUGGCGCUAUGGAGAACUGGGGUCUCGUUACGUAUCGUGAAACAUUUGUGCUGGUCGACCCAAAGAACACAUCGUUAAUGCGCAAGCAGUCAAUAGCGCUGACUGUUGGACACGAGAUAGCUCAUCAGUGGUUCGGUAACUUAGUGACAAUGGAAUGGUGGACUCACCUUUGGCUAAACGAAGGAUACGCCUCGUUUGUCGAGUUUUUGUGUGUGCAUCAUUUGUUUCCGGACUAUGACAUAUGGACACAGUUCGUAACGGACAUGUACACACGUGCUUUGGAGCUUGAUUCUCUAAAGAAUUCGCAUCCCAUCGAAGUGCCCGUUGGACAUCCGUCGGAAAUCGAUGAAAUAUUUGACGAGAUUAGCUACAACAAGGGCGCUUCUGUCAUUCGAAUGUUACACGAUUAUAUCGGUGAGGAUGAUUUUAGAAAAGGGAUGAACAUUUACUUGACGCGUCAUCAGUAUAAAAAUACCUGCACCGAGGAUUUGUGGACAGCGUUGCAAGAGGCUAGCUCCAAACCGGUUGCAGAAGUGAUGUCGACAUGGAUAAAAUUAAAAGGAUUUCCAGUUGUAAGUGUAGAGUCGGAACAGAGUGGCAGUUCUAAGCGCAUUUUGCGCCUCACACAACGAAAAUUCACCGCCGACGGCUCAAAGCCCGAUGGGGACUAUCUGUGGGUCAUUCCGAUCACGGUAUCCACGUCACGCAAUCCUAAUGAAAUUGCAAAAACCUUCUUGCUCGACCAACCAUCUAUGGAGGUGGUGCUUGAUGAUGUGCAACCUAACGAUUGGAUCAAAAUCAAUCCGGGCACGGUAGGCUACUAUCGCACGCGUUACUCUAAGGAGAUGCUUGAAAAGUUGCUGCCUGCCGUGUAUAAAAUGGAGCUACCUCCAUUGGACAGACUGGGUCUGAUCGACGAUAUGUUUGCUAUGGUACAGGCAGGCCAGGCUAGCACAGCUGAGGUGCUUAAGUUGGUCGACUCGUAUCGCAAUGAAACGAAUUACACUGUGUGGACAGCCAUUACGAAUUCGCUCACAAAUCUGCACAUUUUGAUUUCGCAUACCGAUAUGAUGGACGCCUUCCAAAGCUUUGGUCGCAAGCUUUAUGAGCCAGUUGCUGAACGCUUGGGUUGGGAGCCUCGUGAGGAUGAAAACCAUUUGGAUACAUUGCUGCGCAGCCUGGUUUUAACACGCCUGGUGUCUUUCCGCAGCGACGAAAUUAUUGAGGAGGGACGCAAACGCUUCCGUAGCCAUGUUAAUGGCACUAAUCCGCUGCCUGCUGACCUGCGUACCACUUGCUACAAGGCAGUGCUACAGGAAGGCAAUGAGAAGAUUUUUGAGGAGAUGCUACAGCUUUAUAGGUCAACCGAUCUACAUGAAGAACAGGAUCGCAUUUCACGAGCUCUGGGCUGCAUUGGCGACACGAAACUGUUGCGUCGUGUCAUCGACUUCGCCAUGUCGGGUGAGGUGCGUGCACAGGAUUCUGUUUUUGUUAUAGUGGCUGUGGCUAUCAAUCCAAAGGGUCGUGAUAUGGCAUGGGAGUUCUUUAAAGAGAAUAACAAACGGCUCUUGGAACAAUAUCAGGGUGGCUUUUUGCUGGCACGCCUCAUCAAAUAUCUGAUUGAGAACUUUGCCUCGGAAGAGAAAGCCCGUGAAGUUGAGGAAUUCUUUAAGGUAAAUCAAUUCCCUGGCACUGAGCGCACCGUCUCGCAGGCCGUCGAGACAAUACGUCUCAAUGCAGCUUGGCUGGAGCGGGAUAGAGAAAAGUUGGCGGCCUACCUGAAAAGCCAGUAGGCGUUACCAAUUCCAAAGCAUUUAACAACAACUAUAACACACGACCAAAGCUGUCACAAUAACCCCAUAAGCGAGCCAAAUACGUUAAAGCUGUUAAGAAAAUGUGUAAAAAAAAACGAGAUAUACAAUCGAAUCCAUUAAGGUAAAAUUGUAUAGAGCCGUGGGCCAUUGAAGAACAGUUUAUCCCAAUUAAAAAUGUAUCUUAAAAUAAUGUUAAAUUUAUGACGGUAAAAAAAUACAUUUAAAAAACAAAUUA
Molecule: messenger RNA, 3468 nt
Organism: Scaptodrosophila lebanonensis
Lineage: Eukaryota; Metazoa; Arthropoda; Insecta; Diptera; Drosophilidae
Gene: Psa
Product: puromycin-sensitive aminopeptidase
Exons: 7
Coding region: 48-3212 (1054 amino acids)
Biological process (GO): peptide catabolic process; proteolysis
Cellular component (GO): cytoplasm
Molecular function (GO): metalloaminopeptidase activity; peptide binding; zinc ion binding
Source: RefSeq, a predicted model, not a curated record